Molecule: messenger RNA, 3290 nt
Organism: Rotaria sp. Silwood1
Lineage: Eukaryota; Metazoa; Rotifera; Eurotatoria; Philodinida; Philodinidae
Source: the annotation of a GenBank genome assembly
CGAUUGAAAUCUUCGAUUAUAAUAGACUAUGAUUGAAUCAAAACUUGAUUCCAUUGCUUGUAUAGUGAAAAUUUUCCCGAUUAAAAUCUGAUUAUUUUGGAGCAAAAUCAUAAUUAUAAUCGAAUUUGUAGUUUCGAUUUUGCUGCAGAAUAAUUAGAUUUUAAUCGGGAAAAUUUUCACUAUACAAGCAAUGGAAUCAAGUUUUGAUUCAAUCAUAGUCGAUUAUAAUCGAGGAUUUCAAUCGAUUUUAAUUUUGAUUUUGGUGCAAAAUAAUUCUGAUUAAAUCCUUAAAAUUUUUCACUGGGUAAGACUAAAAACAAAUCUCAGAAUUUAUUUAUUUCGAUUCUAAGAAAUAAUCUAAUCGUUAGUAAAAAACGUUAUAAAAUCAUUAACAAAUGAUUAUCAAUUAUGUAAUGAAUACUGCUAAAAGUAAUAAUAAAGGAUUAAUUACGAAGUAUAUCAUGCAGACUUAAACAAUUGAAUAUAUAGAAAUCAUUUAGGAUAUGAAUAUUUUUGAGCACUGAAAAAACAUACAAUUGAUCACCAAAUUCAUUAUGAAUAAAUGGAUAGUACAUGGCUAACAAUCCCAUACUCUAACGAAAAUACUCCACACAAAACUGACACAAAAACAACAGAUAAUGUUAAUAAUAAAUCAUGGUAAUAAUGCCGUGCGAAAUUUUUUUGGAUGGUCUGGAGUUUUUCGUUUUCCCAAUGGUAUAAGGCGAGUUUCAUCUUUAAUUUUGUAAAUGUUGAACAUAAUCGCCAGUUCAAUAAAAUGUUUGCAUCUAUAUUCCUCGAGUCCGAUUGGACAUGUACAAGACCCAAGUGGUGACACCAGCCAACACGAUGAUUUCCAUGCAACAUAAUGUUCAAAUGAUGUCCAUUGACUUGAAUUAUAAAGAUCUAACCAAAUCGAUAUUGACAAGCAUUAUAUUUUGUUGUUGCAAAGUCUUUUGCUUCUUCAUAUGAUUUAGUGAUGUGUAAUAAUGUCCAUUCUUUACUACACAUUUUUAGUAUGUUAUUAGCGGCGGAUCUAGGAUUUUUUUGAUAAGGGGCGAUUUGAUAGAUAUGGGGCGAUUUUGACCAAAAAUCGAGUUUUGAAGUUCAUUAGUAGUAGUAUGCACUCUAUCUUUAAGUCUUUUCUGCUGGGAAAAAUCGAAAAUUUUUUUUCGAAUGGGGGCGAUCGCCCCAAGCGACCCCCCUAAAUCCGCCACUGUAUGUUAUGGUUCCUUAUGACUGGACACAUUUUAAAAGUGUUUUUAGUUAAUUGGAUCAUUCAGACCGAAUAAGAUUAUCCUUUUUUAUUUAAGCUUGUUUAAUUGAUCAAUCAACGUUUACGAUAAGUAUAUGAUCUAUCGUAAGUCUAUUAUCCAUAACUCAUAACAGUAACUCGCUGUCACUCACUGCGCACUAAUUAGUUUGGUGAUCAAUUGUAUCUUUUUUUGGUCAUCAAAAGUAUAUUUUUCCAAAAAAAUUGCUACCCUUUUCUUUUUUUUAUUAAUGAAAUUUGACAACUUUAUAAAUAGAUUCAAUGAAAAGAAGUCUAAUCUUAAGCAUAUAAUAACAAUAAACAUAAAAAAAGACAAUCAUAUCUUUUAUGUAUAUGUAUUUGGAUGUAAAAUAAAUAGAAGAAGAGAGAACAAAUGUAUUUUUUUUUUCUUUCUUAUUAGCAAUACAUUUUUACUAAUAAUCUCACUUGAAUGUGAUACGCAUGACAUCACAUAAGAAAAAAAUAAAUUGUUAUACACAUGUGAUAGUUUCACCUAAAUUAAGAAACAAACAUACAUUAUAGACGAGUCUAUGCAAGCUGAUAAUAACCCGUUACAACAUUUGAUUGAUUCUCAGAAUAAGACUUUUUUGCCUUAUUCUUCAAAUAUAUCAGAUUCAUCUUCCUCAUUGUAAGUCAAAUAAUCAUUAUUAAUAUAAAAUUAUGAAAAUAAUAAAAAAUUAAAAUAUAAUUAAUUUAGAAUUUUCAUAGAACAAAAUCAUCAACAAUACAAUACGUCGAAGAUGGAUUGAUUCCGAUUGAAGCUGAUAUGCAUAUGAACAAAAAUAUGGAAGAACAUUUGACAUGUUAUUAUGACAUUCAAGGUCUUAUACUUCGACGAGGUCAACCAUUUUCAUUUACAAUAAUAUUUAAUCAAGAUUUUCAUAUGGAUAAAUAUCAUUUAUCAGUUAUUUUCAAAUCUCAAACAUGGAUCAAUAUUCCAAAUAUCAAAAUUCCAUUGAAUACUUCAUCAAAUGGAUGGUCAGCAAAACGACUCUUCAUAGAAAAUCAGAAGGAUAAUUGUAUUUGUUUACAAAUCAAUCCUCCUUCUAAUACUAUUAUUGGAAAAUAUUCUCUUUUAUUAGAAAUUUGUUCAAUUACAAAAGAUUUAAUAAAUCAACAAGAUCUUUCAAUAUUUCAUUUUGAUACUGAUAUUUAUUUUCUAUUUAAUCCAUGGAAUAAAAAUGAUUCAUGUGCAUUAUUAUCAUCUGAUGAAAUUGCAGAAUAUGUUAUGAAUGAACAUGGACAAAUUUAUCUUGGUUCAUCUGACAUUCCUCAAUCUAUUCCAUGGUAUUUUGGACAAUUUGAAAGAGUUGUAUUACUUACAGCUCUUACUCUUCUUAAUAAAACACAUUUAUCAACACAAAAUCAUAUUGAUACAUGUUUAAUUCUUCGAAUUCUUUCAUCAAAAAUAUGUUCAGAUCUUGAAAAACAUAAUGGUAUAUUUCCAUCAUUAUUGAAUAAUCAUCUAAUUUCAUAUCAAAAUAAUGGAUAUACAAGUAGUCCAGCUAUUUUACAACAAUGUUUACGAUUAAAUAAUCAAAUGUUUCAAGGUGAUAGUGGUUGUAAUUGGCAACAUGCUGUUGUCUUUUGUAGUUUAUGUCGAUCAUUAGGUAUUCCAUGUCGUAUUGUUACUGUUUAUAAUGCAAUUAGUCAAAAUCAAGAAAAAGAAAAUAUUGAUGUCAAUUGGAAUACAAGACAACGACCUACUAUUGUAGUUAACUCAAAACUAACACGUCCUUGGCAUGUAUGGAAUGAAUGUUGGAUUCGUCGAGAUGAUUUACCAGAAUCUAAUUCUGGAUGGCAAGUUAUAGAUUCAUCUUUUAUUGAAUAUAAUACAAAUAUUCGACAUACUGGUCCAUGUUCAGUAGUAGCCUUGAAAUCUGCUACAUUAAAUUUAAAAUGGGAUACUAUCAAUAUUUAUCAUGUAUUGAAUGGAAGUAAAACUUAUUGGCUUGUUUAUCCAAAUGGAAAUAAAAAACUAAUUAGUAAGAAUUUCUUUUCAGUUGAAUAUUACAGUUGA